GCCGUACGAUCGUGUGGCAACCCUAGUCGCGGUUGCGAUCGCGUAGUUUCGUUUACAAUAUUUAUCGGCUGUUUUUGCGGAUAAUAUGGAUUUGUUUACGCAGCUGUUAAGAGGAGCGUGAAAAUGUUUGUCGGCUGUUGAGGAAAAUCACUGGGAAAAGCGGUGAAAUAAAAGGAAAGCAAAAUAUUCUGCGGCUGUUGUGUGCGCUCGAGUGUGUGUGUGCGUGUAGGUGUAAGCGUCGGCGUGUCGGUGAUCGCGUGCGAGUGUGUGCGUGUCGUGUCAACAUUUGUGGCAAAAUAUUUGAAAAUUUGCAUUGAGAAAGAAAGUGCAAGAAAGUGAAUUUGAGGUAUUUGCCAACAUUUUAAUUUGCGCCACUCGCAGCAACCACUUUCUGUGAAAUCUGGUGCGCCUGCGUCCUUGGCUAUCAUAUAUUCGUUGUUCUUUGCCUGCCUACGUGUCCAGAAAUCCCGAAAACCCCCUUGAAAACCCCUAAGAAACCCCAGAAAUGUGGGGUUUAUGGCUAAUUCUGAUCCUCGGCUGUGCGGCUGGGGAAUACAGUGAGGUCCGGGUGAUCCAGGAAGUGGACAACUUUCUGGAGAAUCCGCACUAUCUGAAGAACAAGGAGAUCGGCGAACUCUUCAGUCAGCUGGCCAAAGACUAUCCCGACUUGGCACAGACCUAUACGAUAGGCAAGUCCCUGGAGGAUCGACCUAUAUACGCCCUGGCCCUGAGCGGACCCACCGGUGAGUCCAAAGACGGAGAUCUCCUCAGACCGAUGGUAAAACUGGUGGCCAACAUUCGGGGCGACGAGGCCGUGGGUCGUCAGAUAGUCCUCUAUAUGGCCGAGUAUCUGGCCACCCAUUACGACGGAGAUACGGAGGUCCAGGCGCUGCUCAAUCGCACCGAAAUCCACUUCCUGCCCACCUGUAAUCCCGACGGAUUCGCCAAAGCCCAGGAGGGCAACUGCGAAUCGCUGCCCAAUUAUGUGGGACGUGGCAAUGCGGCCAACAUCGAUUUGAAUCGCGAUUUUCCCGAUCGCCUGGAGCAGAGCCAUGUCCACCAGUUGCGCGCCCAAUCCCGUCAGCCGGAAACGGCGGCCUUGGUCAACUGGAUCGUCAGCAAGCCGUUUGUGCUCUCCGCGAAUUUCCAUGGAGGAGCUGUGGUGGCCAGCUAUCCCUACGAUAACUCCUUGGCACACAACGAGUGCUGUGAGGAGAGCUUGACCCCCGACGAUCGGGUCUUCAAGCAACUGGCCCACACCUAUUCGGACAACCAUCCCAUUAUGAGCAAGGGCAACAACUGCAACGACAGCUUCUCGGGCGGCAUCACCAACGGAGCCAAUUGGUACGAGCUAUCCGGCGGAAUGCAGGACUUCAACUAUGCGUUCAGCAACUGCUUUGAGCUGACCAUCGAGCUGUCCUGCUGCAAGUAUCCGGCGGCCAGCACUCUGCCCCUGGAAUGGCAGCGCAACAAGGCAUCGCUGCUGCAGCUGCUGCGCCAGGCGCAUAUCGGCAUCAAGGGUCUGGUGACGGAUGUCAGUGGCUUCCCCAUUCCGGAUGCCAACAUCUAUGUGGCCGGACUGGAGCAAAAGCCGAUGCGCACCUCCAAGCGUGGCGAAUACUGGAGGCUGCUGACCCCGGGACUCUAUAGCGUGCAUGCCGCCGCCUUUGGCUACCAGAACAGUGCCCCUCAAGAAGUCCGGGUGACCAAUGAGAAUCAGGAGGCCUUGCGGCUGGACUUCAAGCUGACGCCCGUCGAGACGAACUUUGAUGGCAACUUCCGGAAGGUAAAGGUCGAACGAUCGGAGCCACCGGAGAAGCGCAAGGAGCAGUUCAACGGAUUCCUGACCCCCACCAAGUUCGAGCACCACAACUAUACGGCCAUGGAGAGCUUCCUGAGAGACAUGGCCGCCAGCUAUCCCUCGCUCACCCGCCUCUACAGCAUUGGCAAGAGUGUCCAGGGUCGUGAACUGUGGGUGCUGGAGAUCUUUGCCACGCCGGGUUCCCAUAUGCCGGGCGUGCCGGAGUUCAAAUACGUGGCCAACAUGCAUGGCAAUGAGGUGGUGGGCAAGGAAUGCCUGCUGCUCCUCACCAAAUACAUGCUGGAACGCUACGGCAACGACGACAGGAUAACCAAGUUGGUCAAUGGCACCCGGAUGCACUUCCUGUACAGCAUGAAUCCCGAUGGCUAUGAGAUUUCCACCGAGGGCGAUCGAACAGGCGGAGUGGGACGAGCGAAUGCCCAUGGAAUUGACCUGAACAGGAAUUUCCCGGAUCAAUAUGGCACCGAUAGGUACAACAAGGUGACGGAGCCUGAGGUGGCCGCCCUGAUGAACUGGACGCUCUCGCUGCCCUUUGUUUUGUCCGCCAACCUGCACGGCGGCUCCUUGGUGGCCAAUUACCCAUUCGAUGAUAACGAGAAUGAUUUCAACGAUCCCUUCAUGAGGCUGCGGAAUUCCAGUAUCAAUGGACGCAAGCCCAAUCCCACGGAGGACAAUGCUCUGUUCAGACAUCUGGCCGGGAUCUACUCAAAGGCCCACCCCACCAUGCACUUGGCUCAGCCGUGCCCGCUCUUCCCCAACGAAUACUUCACCGAUGGCGUCACAAACGGAGCUCAGUGGUACAGUGUCACUGGUGGCAUGCAGGAUUGGAACUAUGUGAGGGCGGGAUGCCUGGAGCUGACCAUCGAAAUGGGUUGCGAUAAGUUCCCCAUGGCCGCAGAACUGCCGCAGUACUGGGAGGAUCAUCGGGAACCGCUGAUCCAGUUCAUUGAGCAAGUCCAUCAUGGCAUCCAUGGAUUUGUGCACAGCACCAUUGGCACUCCGAUCGCGGGAGCUGUUGUCCGUUUGGAUGGUGCGAAUCACUCGAGCUACAGUCAAACGUUCGGAGACUACUGGAAGCUGGCGCUACCGGGUAGACACAAUCUAACCGUUCUGGGCGACAACUAUGCUCCGAUGCGGGUGGAGGUGGAGGUGCCCGCGGGCGAGCCCUUUGAGAUGCGCAUGGAUGUCACCCUCAUGCCCGACGAUCCGCAGCAUUGGGCCUCCGCCAACGACUUCAGGAUUAUCGAGAACGUGGUCAACACAAGGUAUCACACCAACCCCCAGGUUCGAUCCCGUUUGGCGGAGCUAGAGAACCAGAAUGGACAGAUUGCCAGCUUUGGUUAUGCCGACAAUGAGUUUAGCAGAUACUUUAACUACCUCAAGAUGACCUCUGAUAUUGGCGAGCCCGAGGAGCACAAGUACAAGCUGUUGGUGGUGAGUUCCCUAUUCGAUACAGCCGCUCCCCUGGGCAGGGAAAUUAUGCUCAACCUGGUGCGUCACCUGGUCGAGGGCUUCAAGCUGCAGGACGCCACUGUGCUCGAUCUUCUGAAGCGCAGUGUUAUCUACUUCCUGCCACAGACUAACAAGUUCGAUGAUGUCUUCAACAUGUACAAUGCCAACUCCUCCAUUUGCGAUCCUGUCCUGGGCGAUGAGCUGGCGGAGCGCCUUCUCAAUCCGGAGACAGACCAGUCCAAGGAUAUGUUCCUGCAGUUCCUGCGCAGCGAACGCUUUGAUUUGAUGCUCACCUUUGGAGCCGGCAGCUCGGAGUUGAGCUAUCCCAAGGGAGACUCGGUGCUGGAGAAGUUCGCCCAUGGAAUGCAGCGAACCGAGUUCAACUACUCGCCCCUCCAGUGUCCUCCAUCAGCCACAAGGCAGGCUCAUCGGGAGACCACUGAUAGGAUAACCAAUAUGAUGUACCGCAUGUACAACCUACCGGUGUACACCUUGGGCAUCUCCUGCUGCCGGAUGCCACACCACAAGCAAAUCGCAUCCGUUUGGCGCAAGAACAUCGAUAAGAUCAAGAACUUCUUGGCUCUGGUGAAGACAGGAGUAACUGGCUCGGUGCAGAACGACCAGGGACAACCGCUUAGGGAAGCCUUUGUCCGGCUGUUGGAGCACGAAAGGAUCAUCAAUGUGACGAGGAAUGCUGCGCGAUUCCAACUGAUGCUGCCCCAUGGCCUCUAUGGCCUGGAGGUGACCGCUCCCAACUACGAGACGCAAAUGAUCAAGGUGGACGUACAAGAUGGCCAAAUCACAGAUUUGGGCAUCGUACGCAUGCAUCCAUACACGCUGCUUCGCGGCGUGGUCAUGGAGUUGCCCAAUAAUGGCAACAGAGCCACCACUAGCAUUGCGGGCGUGGUGCUGGACGAGAGCAAUCAUCCGGUGCGGAAUGCUAAGGUUUCGGUGGUGGGCCAGACGCAGCUGAGGAACUUCACCAACAGCAUGGGUCAGUACCAUAUAUCGGCGGUGCCUUUGGGUACAAUCAGCCUGCGAGUGGAGGCACCGCGUCAUCUGGAGGCCACGCGACAGUUGCACCUGAUUCAGAGUGGCCUGCCCACGGAAAACGUGGUCUUCCACCUGAAGGUUAACGAGCAUGUCUUUGGACUCCCUCGCCUGCUGUUCAUCCUGCUGGCCAGUAUUUUGAUCAUUGUCGGCGUGGUCGUCUGUGUGCUGUGCGCCCAGUUUUGGUUCUAUCGACGCCACCGAGGCAACAAGCCGUACUACAACUUCUCGCUACUGCCGCAGAAGAGCAAGGAGCAGUUCGAUCUGGAUGACGAUGAGGCGGGUGAUGAUGGGGAGACGGAGCUCUUCCGGUCGCCAAUUAAACGUGGCAUGACCAUACAGCCGUACUUCGAUGAGGAGCAGCUGGAGCGCAUCCUGCACACGGAUGAGGAGGACGACGAUGGGCCUCACAUGGAGCCGGAACUGGAUGUGGCCGACGACAGUGGCGACGAGAUAGUGAUGCUGCACAACCAUGGGAACAAGCGCCGGCACUAAAUGUCCCCACGAUCCCAUCGAUCACCACCAAUCUCAACUGUCUGUCUUAUCCAGGAACCAUUUGAACCAUGAUCCAUGAUCCACUGCAACUACACGACAACCACACACAACAUAACUGUGAUUCAAAACGUUUUCAAGAGAAACCAACGCAAGCAUUGCUCUACCUUUUUUUUAUUUUUGUGUAAUAUACAUAUAUACAUACCCCCUAAAUGUAACCUAAUUACUCGAUAUACAAUGAUACGAUUUACGUCUGCGCUUUAAUGUUAGUGAGCUUGCACAUAGAAUGCAUCACAAUCGUCAGCUUUAAAUAGAGAAUGUUGUGCUCCAAACUCUAAACUCCAACCCACUCGGCGAAUCUCUCUCCCAUGUCCUUAUAGCCCGUUUAUAUAGAGAUAUAUAUAUAUAUAUUUAUCUGUCCAGCCAAGAGAACUGUAAGCGUAACCGUAACCUAACUUAAGACUGAGAGCCUUGCUACUCUAGCAAAAAAAAAAAGAAAUGAAAGGAUGUGCAGAGAGAUAUGAAACACGCGAAUCUUGGGAAAUAGAACCAACAGAUCACAGCCGAAUGCCUACAGAGCGGUUUGAGUUUCUUAAAUGGAGUAAAAUCUUUUUUAAAUAUUUUAAAUGUAUCUAGUAUAAUUCGAAUCUAAUGUGAAUACUUAAUCAUACCUAUUUAUUUUACUGAUGAAUAUCAAUGUGAAUUUUUAAUUGCUCAAAAGCUCUUAGGAUCAUUUUAAAAAUUACUUUCAAUCUUAGUACUUAAUAAUUUAAUAAACCUAUCUAAUGGCAUAUAAACCAAUAUACAUAUAUUAUACUACAUAUAUAUGUAGUCCCUCAAACGAUAACCCUCUGUACGCAUAAAUCUGGCAAAUCUAUUCAUCUAGCUUCCAAAAAACCUAAUAUUUUACAAAAACAGCUAGAAAAAGAAAAACAAAUGUGCAGCUUGCUUAGGGAGAAUCAUAACCAACCAGUUAACAGCUUUUGUAAUAUUUUCUUGGAUAUGUCUAACUUAUUAAAUACAAAUAUACACAAAAUUAUAAAAAUAACUGCACGAUUUUAGCUACAUAGAGCACAGAAAGACAAAGAAGUAAAAAAGAUGAAGAGAAGGAACCAAAAUAUAUUCCACAAGGUGCAGCAUUUACUUAUAUAUAUAUACAUACUUAUAUCGUAUACAUAUCCACAAGUAUGGCAAUUAAAACUAUGUAAGCAACUAUCUGAAUAAAUUAAUAAUGUACCUACGAAA
This is a messenger RNA of Drosophila suzukii, 6061 nucleotides long. NCBI's taxonomy places the organism in Eukaryota, Metazoa, Arthropoda, Insecta, Diptera, Drosophilidae. The record is from RefSeq and is a predicted model, not a curated record.